This is a messenger RNA of Symbiodinium pilosum, 2706 nucleotides long. Lineage: Eukaryota; Dinophyceae; Suessiales; Symbiodiniaceae. The record is from the annotation of a GenBank genome assembly.
AUGAAAGAUGAGGGCUUGGUUUACACGCUUCUCAUGUGUCUUUCCCUCGCCGAAGUGCGAAAGCUUUGGAACUUGCGGAAGAUGUUUGUCAGAGUGUUGAAUGACAAGGUUGUUCCCUUGCUCGCCCUACACGAAAGGGAGUGGAGCACAGUCCGGUAUUUUCUAGACUCCGGUCGCAGUGGCUUCCAGUACAAUCUUGACCGGGUCUUCGUGGAGGCCUGCUGUGAACUACAGCCUUGCAGCAACGCAGGUCAGCCCCACCAGCAGUCACCAGCCAGCGAUGCAAGUGCCUUCAAGGCUGUUCUCCACACAGACUUCGAGGGCCUGCGGCUUCUGGCACAAAGGAGAUAUAGUUUCGGCAGUGUACGUGGGGACCGCCGUUUGAAGGCCUUUGUGCAGGAGGCACUACAAAAAGCGCAUGUAGAAAGGCUGUCGCUCCUCCGUGUCCUGAGCUAUGAUAUUUCAGAGGACAUCGAGGAGUGCCGCUCACGUGGAGAUCUUGCGCAGCUUUUGAGCGAGGGGUCGAUCACUGUCGAUUUCCUCGGCUCCCGGGUGUCCUUCCGCUUCCCGCUGAUGGACCUAGCAACCACUGCAUAUGCGGAAGUUCAGAUGACCGACUUAUGCCGACACCGGGAGACUCUGUACAAAGUUCCUUUCAUCCUUUGUGCCUUCAUCAAGGCAGGGGCGAGCAUGAGCUCAUUUCUCCGAGUUGAGAGCUGUGGGUACUUGUUGCUGCUGGCGCUGGCAGCUGAAUCGUUUAACUUUGUGUACUUGCUGGUCCAGGAGGCUAUCACUUUGGAGGCCGUGCUGCAGCAGUACGAGCCAUAUUUGCUCCAGAUGCUUCGACAGGCGAUGCCGCACCGACCUGGAGUGCUAGAUUUGCUUGGCUUCUGUGGAUUUCAGCUGAAGUCUGAGGACCAAGAGCAGUUCGACGCCUCCGUCCUGGGGUGCGUCCUGCAACAGGACUUUCCGAAUGUCGAGCGGAUUUCCAAGCUUGGCUUUGACCUACUGAAGUUCGCCAGACGACAGCAGGCAAAUGGGGUUGAGAGUGGCUCAAUGCAGCCUGAGGAGGAUUCUGGAGAGGCCAAGCGCCCGCAGCUGGCAAUACGAAAGUUUGCCAGCAUCGACAGGCGAGUGCUGGAUCUUCAUUUUCAGAGCCAUCAGUUUCUGGAGUUUGCCGAUGACCUGAUGGGGCGCAAGGCUUUUGUACAGAUGCGCCGCAUGGUGGAGGUCCAUCCGGAGGCCUUCGGACCUUACUUUCAGAAGCACUACCAAGCGAUCGAGGAUCUGCUGAUGGAUGCCUUCUGCCGGAGGCAGAUCUCCUUGAUUGUCGAUCUUGCAUCCUUGCAUCUUCCACUUACCCAGUUCUUGGAGCAGCACCAGGCCCAGCUGGACGCCGUACUCCACAAAGCCUGGUUUGCUACAAAGGCAUGGACAGAGCUAGUGAUGCUCCAUUCUGAGGUCGCCGAGUUUCGCUUCAAGUCCUUCUUUCUGAGGAUGCAGGUGGAAACGGACGCCGCGGUUCUGAAGAUCAUCCAAGACGGAUACUGGUUUGAUCUUCACAAUCUCGCACAGUUGGAUUACGACUUCCAGGACUUUUUUCACCGUCGUUUUGCGGAAGUGUCCUCUGCAGUUCUGCAGUUCAUGACCAUGCCGCACCCCCAUUUUGUCCUGCUGCGGGAGCUGUCGUCUCUGGACUUUCCUUGGGAGCGCUUCAUGGAGGAACAUGCAGCCUGCAUUCUGCGCUCGAAGGACCAGGACUAUCUUCAGUUUCUGAUCUCUCUGGGCAGCUUCGAGGUUGGUUCGAAGGUCUACAGAGUGGUGGAGCAGACAUGCAAGCUGUACCACUCCAUGGCCAACACCAUGUUCAACUCUUCUACGGCAUGGCCAUCUGCUGCGCCAAGGGAGGAGGUGCUCCAGGCUCCAUCGGCUCCGGCUGUUCCGUCGACUCCACUGGUUGCCAAGGCCAGCGAGUCCGGCUACGUUGCUGGCUUGGCCGGCACCGCUGAUGGCUCGGGGGCUGAUGGCUCGGGCGCUGCUAGCAGCUGCCCGGCUGGGUGUGACGCUGUUUCGAGCUCUGCGCCGCCUGUGCCCGGAACGCCAACUUUUCAAGUUGCUGCUGACGCGAUCUUGGACGAGGGCAUUGCGUCUGAGGGGCCAUCUGGUCCAAAGGCCAACUCAGCGCCUGAGCGUGCCAAGGAGCUGGCUAGGCUGGCGUGCGAGAGGAAAGUGGAUGCCAAGAAGGUCAUGGCGCUGCUGAUCUGUCGCGGCAUGUACUGCUGGAACCCUCUCAAGGUGAUCAUGGACGAUGCUGAUGCCAAGGAUGUCAGAUCAUGGUCACAGAUUGAGAGUGUCCUGAGCUUCCUAGAUGCCAAGGAUGAGGGGCCUGGACCAAUGCUGAGUCUGCAGGCAGCACAAGGCCUACAAGCAGCUGGGGCAGCCCAGCUACACCCAACGCAGCCAACGCAGCCACCAGCAAACGCAGCCGCAAACCCGCAGCCACAGCUGCAGACUUUGGCGCAGCUGCAAUCUCUGUUGCAAUUCCAGCAGAUCUACCAAGCAUCGCCGUGGCAACAGCAGCAGAUGGUGAUCCAGAUCGUUUGCCUCACGCAGAGAGCAGAGGAACAUGUCUUUGACAAGAAGAUCGAGUUCUUUUGGCGUGGCAUUCUGGACAGUGUGCUACCCUUGGAGAGGAGGCCUGACUAG